AUGGCGCAGGUUCCAUGCGAUGCCGAGGGUGUGUGCAUGAGAUGCAAGACGACUCCUCCGACGGAGGAAUCUCUCAUGUGCGGCACUUGCGCUUCGCCUUGGCAUGCUUCAUGUCUCUCCUCUCUUCCGGAAACGCUCGCUUCUACUCUACAGUGGGAGUGCCCCGAUUGUUCCGGAGAAGAUGAUUCUCUUCCGGUUGCAUCCAACGAUGGAUCGGGAGUUGUGGCGGCCAUUCACGCCAUUGAGGCUGACAUGACUCUGACUGACGCGGAUAAGGCCAAGAAGAAGCAGGAGAUGAUGGGCGGUAAUAUCGUUGUGGACGAAGAAGAAGAGAAAAAGGAUAAAGGACUCGGAGAUGAUGAUGUCUUGGCCACGCUUGGAGAAAACCUGACUUGCGUUUUCUGUUUUGAGUUGCCUGAUAGGCCCGUCAUGGCACCAUGUGGGCACAAUUUCUGCCUGAAAUGCUUUGGGAAAUGGACUAUUGGUCAAGGCAAACGUACUUGUGCAGAAUGCCGCAAAGUGAUUCCUCUCAGAAUGGUCAGAAACCCUCGGAUCAACUCUGCCUUAGUCUCUGCCAUUCGUUUGGCCAAAGCUCCUAAACCUGCUGCUGCUGGUGCUCCAAAGGUUCAUCAUUUCGUAAGAAAUGAAGACCGGCCUGACAAAGCUUUCAGAACCGAGCGCGCGGUGAGAAAUGGGAUUUCAAAUGCUUCAUGCGGCAAGAUAUUUGUGACAAUACCAUCCAACCACUUUGGUCCUAUACCAGCUGAGAAUGAUCCCAGAAGAAACCAAGGUGUUUUAGUUGGCGAAACCUAG
Molecule: messenger RNA, 813 nt
Organism: Microthlaspi erraticum
Lineage: Eukaryota; Viridiplantae; Streptophyta; Magnoliopsida; Brassicales; Brassicaceae
Source: the annotation of a GenBank genome assembly